Molecule: messenger RNA, 1043 nt
Organism: Topomyia yanbarensis
Lineage: Eukaryota; Metazoa; Arthropoda; Insecta; Diptera; Culicidae
Exons: 2
Coding region: 1-804 (267 amino acids)
Source: RefSeq, a predicted model, not a curated record
AUGCCGGUAACGAUUCCCAUCGGACCAUAUGGCAUCGUUUCCUUCACCACCGGCAUCACCAACACGGUUCAUCAGACGGCCCGUGCUAACGGAUUGGGCGGUGGCGUCCGGCUCGUCUGGUUUCGAUUCGCUAACCAAAAAGAAAACGCCUCUGCGACUGCGGAUCACCAACAAUCCAUCGAGCUGGAUCCGCAGUACUUUCUGGUGACUGAUUCCGGUAUAUCUGAAUCUUCCGAACCGCCAUCGUCGUUGUUGGUCUCCACUACUUCCCAGGCGACGCUAUCUUCCCUACAAACGCCACUCGUCUGCAAUAGUGUGCAGUGCCCAGUGGGCAGUGGAUCAGUGGGUACCGGAGGGGUGACGUGCACAACAGCAACCACGGCAGCGGCAGGAACGGUGCCCGGGAGUAUUGAAUUGGGUCACUCCCGUAAUUCGAGUAACACUAGUCAAAUGUCCAACGGUUCCGGUUACAGUAGUUUCUCCCACAGUCAACAUUCGCGGCAAAGCUCCGAAGGCGACUCUGGACAUCAAAGAAAUCCCGGUUCUAGUUCUAUUCCAAUGAGUGAAACGGGAUCCCUCGAUCGGAUGAAAUCUGCAGCGGAGCGUCGAAAGAAAGGUGCACUAGAAAGUAACAUCGGGACGAUACCGACCGUUUCCGGUCGAGUAGAAGGAACCCGUGUCAAUACCGGUUUGAUAAUUGACGAGUUGUUGAAAAACACCAAACUAGAUCAUUUGGAGGAAUCGGCGACCCUUGGCAGCCACGGGGUCAAAUCACGAAUGCCGGCCGGAGUAUUCAAGUUGUGAUGGAGAACCCGAGAUAGUAGCAACAGUAAAGCUGGCCAGUGUUGUUCAAGUAUUCCCGCACUCAUCACAGCCGCGAACUGCAUUAUUAUCUCCGAGUGUCGUGCUUUGCAUAUGCUUCCCAGUUGUUACAUUAAACAAGUGAUGUGAGAAAUGCAUCUAGUAUCGCAAGCAAAAUGUGAAUAAACUACUAAGUUCUGUUAAACGGCUCGGCGUUACUAAUUUUUUGUUGGAAAAGGUAG